Messenger RNA from Penicillium brasilianum, 1170 nucleotides. Lineage: Eukaryota; Fungi; Ascomycota; Eurotiomycetes; Eurotiales; Aspergillaceae. The record is from the annotation of a GenBank genome assembly.
AUGGCACCCAGGAAGCCUGUUCAGAAGGCAACUGUUCUUACAACCGCUCGUGAUAAUCAGCCUCAAACAGCCUCUGAUGUCAAUAAGGCCGCUUUGGAUAAAAUCCAGAAAUGUCUGAACCGCGCCUACCAUGCCAACGCAUCAGAAGCAGAAGCCAAAACCGCCCUUUUUAUAUCCCAGAAACUCAUGAGCGAACAUAAUGUCACCCAAGCGGAUCUUAUGGCCAAUGAUACUGGAAGUAAAGCGCAGUACGGCGGUCGGAGUAUUGUUCGCAUCGAAAAGGUUGCGGGCUCGUCACGGAGGGUUAUGAAGGAAGCCUUUGUUAAGACACUGGCGAAAGCAAUUUACACCUUCUUUGACUGCAAAUGUUUUUCGACCGAUCGUAACACCUCUGUGGAUUGGACAUUUUAUGACAUUGCAGAUAACACUUUCGCGGCCUCGGCAGCUUUUGAAAUGGCUCACAAUUUGAUUUUGGGAUGGGCAUGUGCCUACAAAGGAGGCGGGCCCACUUUCAGCUAUCGCCUUGGUGUGGCUGACGGACUCAGGUCUAUGGCAAAUCUGGAAAAAGGAAAAGAGCUUGAAGAUGCCCGGCACCAUGAACUCGGUCUCAUUGCAAAUGAGCCGAGUGGGCAAUCAAAGGAAGACCACCCCUACACCAAGCGUGAAGAAGCAGCCUCCUCAAUUGGUGAUCCUGAAACGCCGGACUCGGCCAAUGACGAUAUCAACUCGAUGGAAUUUGGUGAACUGCAAAACGAUUCCGAUACAGCACAGAAUGAAUUUGAUUUCAAAGCCGACAUUGAUAUGGAUGAUGCGCAGAACCUUGAACUAUGCGAUGACGUGGACGAAACUAUCGACAAGUACAUGAAACGGGAGCCUUCCGAACCAUCAAGCCCCCACGGUAUCCCCCAGUCUCUAGCAGCGCCAGGUAUUAAAGUGGAACCUGAUCCUUGGUCUUCAACCUCAAUGGCCUAUCGUUGGAGGUCUGAGAUGCAGCUUGUUCAAUUUCGAGCAACCUCAGAGCAGGUUGCAGAUGACUAUCUUAAGGAGCAAGAUAUUAAGCUACGCAAAAGGAGGACAGCGCGAGCGUUGAACAUCCGAGAUAGAGAUUCCUAUAGUCGAGGCCGGAAAGACAGCUCCAAAAUCAAUGUCCGUCAAAGAACGCUGAUGUGA